This is a messenger RNA of Medicago truncatula (barrel medic), 1008 nucleotides long. RefSeq lists its product as uncharacterized. The coding region runs from base 192 to 653 and encodes 153 amino acids. The transcript is spliced from 6 exons. Lineage: Eukaryota; Viridiplantae; Streptophyta; Magnoliopsida; Fabales; Fabaceae. The record is from RefSeq and is a predicted model, not a curated record.
CAAAUUCCAGCUCUUGAAAUGCUGCUCUUGUAGGAAAAGAGAAACCAAUGGUGGAAAGAUCAAGUGUUUGUGUUUGAGUUGAUUGUGGAAUUGGAAUCCCUCCAUUUGGAGGAAAAAAUCCUAGAGGUUUUGGAAAAGGCGUGUCUUGGAUCUGUGCUCGCCACAAUUUGCGAGAUAGAGACUGGUGUGGAAUGGUUUUUCAGGUCAUGCACACAAUGCGCGUCAUUAGUGACUGUGGUUUAUGGAAAGCUUUGUUGCAAAAAAUGCACCCAAUGCAAGAGUUUAAACUACAUGUUAUCGUCAUGGACGACACUGAAUCAACCACAUUUGUGUUGUUCGACCGAAUUGUUUCUAAUUUUAUCAGACGUUCUGUCGAAGAACUGCUCGAGACACAUAGUCAAGGAGAUUAUCCAGCUGAAUUUGACAUGGUUUUGGACAAACAGAUGUUGUUCAAGGUGGAGUUUAGCAGAGGGAAUGUGAAUUUUAAGUGGAGGUACUAUACAGUCAAGAAAGCUACAGCUGAGGAUGACAUAAUUGAGCAGUUUAUAAGAAAGCAUAACCUUAAGGUUUCAAGUGAAUCUGAUGUUCUUGGUGAUAUCAAUGAUCUGACUGACAAAGUUGUUGAAAAUCAGUCACAUUUUUCAGGGCUAUGAACGUAGAAAUCGUAACGAAGAAUCAUGGUUGUAUUGCUCUGUUGCAGAAUUAAUUUCUCUGUUAUCUUGCAAGGGUAACUAUAAAGUUCACAUUUACAGGACCCAAAAAAAAUUGUUUUGAUCUGCUUGAAGAAUAUAUUUUACAACUCACUUGAUUGAUACUAUAAUUCUCUUUUAUGUAAUAUUUUAACGUGGGUCCUUAUUCAUUCGACAUUUUUUCAAAAUAUGUCUCAUUAAACAGUUCUAGGAAAGUAAAUUUGUUGCAUUCGUAGAACAAUUCUCCCGUUUGUAUCAUAACUUCUAAUGUAAACAACAAGUACAUAUAUUUGAUUUUCUCUGUUGUGCUUUUGGAUCA